UAAGCAACUGGACGUUAAUUUAAAUACAAAUCAUUCGCCGUUUAUUUCGUACCCAUGGUUACGACUGGGAAUUCCAUUCAAAAUACUUUGGCAAUUAAUUAACGAGACAAAGUUGAUCGGUUUACCGCUAUAAAACGCAUCACUCCAAUUUACGUUUGAUCGGAGCUCUUGAAAAUGGGCUAAUACGAAAUCUUUGCAUAAAAAUGCCAUUUGUGGGGCUUCUUCGUGGGUAUUGUUUUAGGACAAUGGUGGCAAACCGCGGGUCAUGAAGUGACCCAUAAAUCAGAGACAAUGCUUAUGGCACAAAUCUACCAUGUUUUCUCGGUGACCCGCCAAAUCAGGAAUUAAUGCAGAAUACAUACUACAUUUCAGUGACAAAAUUUGAUAGUAAAACCGGUGACCCGCCAAAUCGCGAAUUUUUGCAAGUUACUUACUACAUUUCAGUGAUAAAAUUUGAUAAUAAAACCGUCCCUAAUUCAAUCUAACAACAAGUGAACUGCUAUUGUAUUACAUGCCGACAACUGAAAUAACAGAUAAGCUGGAUGGUUGUAACUUUAAUGCGGUUUAAUCGAACAAAAAUUAUAAUGAUCUGGGUGUGAAAUUCUCUUUUGGACUCCUUUGACAAUGACAAGGCAAUUCAUGUGUAUGCAAAUCCGUGUUUUGGAGCAUGAAUUACAUAUAAAUUACAACCGAGAAUCAAAAAUAUAUAAGUGCUACAUGUGUAAAGCUCAAAACUACACAAUCCCAACCAAGGAUUUUAAGAUCGUAUUGGCUUUCCUCUCCCAGCUGAUUUCCUUGCUGCCAACUGUGUGACGUCACACGCUACAUUUAAUCACCUUGCGAUUUCGUUAAGGACUUUCAGAGAUAUUCGUCGCCUGUAUUUCGUUUAUUGUUCUUGCACCCAGAUCCGUUGAUACGAAUAUAGCAGCUUCUAUUGGAUUUGAUGAGAUGGACUCUUUGAUUUUCGUUACAAUUGUAAUAGCUUCCAUUGCACAUGUCAAUUCAAGGUGUGACGUGUCAGUUUUGCAAACUCUCGAGAACGGGCAUAGUUGCCUUCGUGGAAAUUUUUCAUUCACUGAUACGAACGGACUUUCUGUGGAGUCAGUUGCGUUGAACUUGGGGCGAAUAAUUACCAAUCUUGAUAAUCGAUCAGCUUGCUCAGAAUUCAAAUCAAUAUUAGUUGGCUGUAUUGUAGAAAAAUAUUACUGGAGUCUUCGAAGUUCACAAUAUAAUACUUCUUCAAGAAUGAUAAAUCUUCAAGCUCAUCUUCUCGACAUAACAAAUGACGUGUCGAAUAUCAACCAAAUAUCGGACCUGCUUGCGAGUAGAAAUCAAAAUCCCGUAUUGUCGACAGUUGUGGGAGAAAGUUUGGAAGCUGAAUACAUCGCUUACAACGAAAGUUGUCAUUGCUGGGAUGUCAAUAUCGACGAAGAUUCUGUAAAAUAUUUGAAGUACGUUGUUAUUGAACUGAAAAAUGGAAUUUUUUUAACGGGAUCGUUAACAGCAAGAUCAUUGGUUCUUUCGCCGGAAGCAAACUUUCGAACCAUUGGCAAUGUUUCAUUGCGACCGUCAGAUGAUAUAAAAGGAAAGAUAUUCACCAGUAUUUGUUCGCCACAUUACAGCGUUCUGGCUGCAAAAUCCUUCCUGAUUUUUACCAGGGAUGCUUUCAAAACGUUUCACAAAAUAAAAAUUCCAAAUUCUCUCUCGCCAAGUUUAGAGGAAAAAGAUCAUAUAGUAUCCAUGGUCAAAUUAACACCAGAUAGAAUAUUCAUCCUUGUUCAGGGAAAGAUAUAUUCAUCUAGUACGACGAUUGGCGAAUUCAAUUUUAUUCUAAUUCAUCUGAUAAACAAAAAAACUCAAACCGAAGAAAGUAUUAUCGGAAUUUCUGCGUCUCCAGUUUGCUAUCGAGGGUCUGUGUUGUUGUUAGAAAAUUCUAUGAUCUAUGCAUGGAGUAGUGAAGCUAUAUUUUUAAUAACGUUGAGCAAGGAUAACGAUAACCUGACUGUAGUCCAACUGGAUGUUGGAGAAAUGCUCUCACCAGAUACGGGAUCGAGAUUUGUCAAUGUACACCAAACAAUAAAUCCUGAAAAUAUGCUUGUAAGUGUAGGAAGACCUUCGUCUCGAGAUGAAUAUUUCCGUUGCCAUAGAAAUUUGUGUAGUCAAGUCAAUAUGCAAUCAGACGCUUCAAUGGCAGGAGAAAAAAUAUUGAAUUCUGCAAAUACAACUUUUCUUAUGUGGAACGCACGGCGUGUUACUCAGUCAAGUUCGGGCAAAGAGUUUUCUGUGACUUUUGAAUCGAAUAUCAAUGAUAUAUAUUUCAACACAGAUAAAAAUGCUUGGAUAAUAAACACCAAAGACGGCAAAGUUUUUUAUGGGCGUUUGCACAUACCCGCAGUUGUAAAGUUACGUUCGUUGGGAAAUAGUAAUAACUACGUCUAUCAUUUUCUAUCCUAUGGAGACGUAAGAUACGUAACGUGGACAGAAUCAGAAUCGGGUGAUGUUGAAAUUACUUCCGAGGUUUACCCUGUAUUAUCUGAAGUGCAAAAAGCAAUAGAAAACGUUGAAGAUGGCGUAAAUCAAAUCAAUUUCAACCCAUAUUCAUCACCGAGGAACGUUAUGCGUUUAGAAAGUGUUCAAGACAGUUUUUCGUUGUCACUUACAAUUCUCACCACUCGAUAUGAUGGAUACACGUUUGAGGUUCAUCAUGAUUUUCAAAAUCUGAGUUUAAAACAAGAAAUUACUGAAGAAAUUUCGACCAGAUAUAUAUCAGCAAAUAUUCUACUUUAUGCAAGGGAAUUAACGAUCACACUCAUAGCGGACUGCAAUAUCAGUCCACAGUAUUGUAAAACUGGAUUUGGAUUGAUAGAAUUGGUAUAUUUACCAACUGAUGACAGAACUACAGCAUCUGCAUUAAUGAACUCAAAUUCUCAGGUUUACUUGGUGAACAUGGCAUGCCCAGGAGGACUGAAAUUACGAAUUGCCAAUACGGGAGAUGACAACAAUUGCACACUUGGAGAUGGUAUGUGUCAUCUUAAAAUUGAUGAAGAAAAUCUAGUCUACCUUGAGUUUGAAGUUUAUAAAAACAAUGAAUAUUUAUUCGGAAUAGUCGACGAUUUAUUGCUGAUAGAACUCAAUAACAGAACUGGAUUCGAAUUGCACAAUUUGAACUUACUGAAAAAGAAUUGCUACCAUUGCUCUCAUUUCUUCGAAGUAAGUUCACCAUCACAUCUGAUGUUGCAAACCAUGAAAAGUGCAUGCCCGUGCAACGCUGACAGCGAAAAUGAAAACAGAUGGGUUGCAAAUAUAUCAUUUGCACACGCUAUUACGCCACCCAACGGACAAAAUAUAUUUGUAUUCUCAGCACAGGUUCUGAGUGAGAGCUUUUGUGAUCUAAGAAUGGAAUUUGCAAUCGAAAUUAUGCAAAAACCAUCAUUAAUGUUCCUUCCAUGGGAAUACAUUUUCAUGUUAGUAUUCGUUGCCAUCACAAUAAUAUCUCUCUGCAUUUCAUAUCAUAAUUACAUCAAGCAUAUGCGGAUGAACAGAAAAAGAUUAAAAAUAACUGAUUCUCAUUGAAUUAUAUAACUGAUUCGAGAAGAAAAAUUUAUAAAUAUUCGUUUCAAAGUUGUGGAAUUGAUUAAAUUGUAUCCAAUAUUCAUGU
Molecule: messenger RNA, 3658 nt
Organism: Styela clava
Lineage: Eukaryota; Metazoa; Chordata; Ascidiacea; Stolidobranchia; Styelidae
Biological process (GO): sperm capacitation; flagellated sperm motility
Cellular component (GO): sperm principal piece; CatSper complex
Source: RefSeq, a predicted model, not a curated record